Molecule: messenger RNA, 1137 nt
Organism: Penicillium cataractarum
Lineage: Eukaryota; Fungi; Ascomycota; Eurotiomycetes; Eurotiales; Aspergillaceae
Product: PIG-Y family protein
Exons: 1
Coding region: 1-1137 (378 amino acids)
Source: RefSeq, a predicted model, not a curated record
AUGGACGAUGGCGCAAGCAGCAAUGCGGAAUUCCCAACCGUCGACAGACUACCCAAUCGCACGCGAUCUGGCAGCGCAAGCAACGGCCACAGACGAAGCCUAUCCGGCUCUUUACUCUCCAGACUCUCCUUUCUACGCAUGAGCCAGGCAUCCGCGCAAUCGGGCACAAAAUCCGACACCAUGGAGCAGGAUGGGGACAACGAGGACUUCCCACCUGCCAUGCCGCACUUGAGCAGCGAGGCUACAACGGGCGCCAGGGCGAUGUCGGCGGUGAUACAGCAGCAGCGCAAAACACGGCGGCGGCGGGGGUCACUACGGAAGACCGCGCUACUAGGAACGAGGCUCGAGUCGCGCGAGAAGCGGGCUGCAUCCAAGUCUGCCGAUGCGACGACUCCUCGAUACAUGGCCGAGACGCCACGGUCCCCGAAGGACCAGUCCUCUCCUGCAGCUAAUGGCUUCGGGUCCCGCGAGAGCCUCGACUACGACGCUGAAGACACGCAGCCGAGCUGGUUCCGCGCGAGUACAGCACAGAAGAUUCUCCGUUCCUCCGUAGCCCGUCGCCGACAGGGUCUCGCACCGCAUAACCUCCUUGGCGGCGAAGAAACCGGCACCGACGACGAGGAACUCGUCUCCUUCCCGCGUAUAAACACGACAAAUAAUACAUCCACCAGCACGGGCUCGUCAAAAAUCACACCCCCGACAGCCUUACACAUCUCUACACAAUCCGAUUACUCGUCCUACCCCCUCCCUACAGACCUCCCGACAGAUACGCCCUAUCGAACCGUGCACCGCGCCAAAUCCUCGCCCCUGGCAACACACUCGGUGGAAAUGAAAAAUAAUGCUGAUACCUGGGACUACUCCGAGACUGAAUGGUGGGGGUGGAUUAUACUCAUUGUGACAUGGCUGGUAUUUGUCGUUGGGAUGGGCAGUUGCUUCGAAGUCUGGAGUUGGGCAUGGGAUGUAGGCGAGACGCCGUAUGCGCCGCCGGAGUUGGAAGAUGAUCCUACCUUGCCGAUUGUCGGGUAUUAUCCUGCGCUUAUUAUACUUACGGCUGUUAUGUCGUGGGUUUGGGUUGUUGUGGCUUGGGUGGGGAUGAAGUACUUUAAACAUGCUAAUAUAUCUGGGGAUGAUAGUUGA